AUGCUGCACCUGCUGCUGCUCUGCCUGCACUGCCUCCCGCUGGCCUCUGGGGACUACGACAUCUGCAAAUCCUGGGUGACCACAGAUGAGGGCCCCACCUGGGAGUUCUAUGCCUGCCAGCCCAAGGUGAUGCGCCUGAAGGACUACGUCAAGGUGAAGGUGGAGCCCCCGGGCAUCACGUGCGGAGACCCCCCUGAGAGGUUCUGCUCCCAUGAGAAUCCCUACCUGUGCAGCAACGAGUGUGACGCCUCCAACCCGGACCUGGCCCACCCACCCCGGCUCAUGUUCGACAGGGAGGACGAGGGGCUGGCCACCUACUGGCAGAGCAUCACGUGGAGCCGCUACCCGAGCCCGCUGGAAGCCAACAUCACCCUUUCAUGGAACAAGAGCGUGGAGCUGACAGAUGACGUGGUGAUGACCUUUGAGUACGGCCGGCCCACGGUCAUGGUCCUUGAGAAGUCCCUGGACAAUGGGCGCACGUGGCAGCCCUACCAGUUCUACGCCGAGGACUGCAUGGAGGCCUUUGGCAUGUCCGCCCGCCGGGCCCGCGACAUGUCGUCCUCCAGCGCCCACCGGGUGCUCUGCACCGAGGACUACUCGCGCUGGGCGGGCUCCAAGAAGGAGAAGCACGUCCGCUUCGAGGUGCGGGACCGCUUCGCCAUCUUCGCCGGCCCCGACCUGCGCAACAUGGACAACCUCUACACGCGGCUGGAGAGCGCCAAGGGCCUCAAGGACUUCUUCACCCUCACAGACCUGCGCCUGCGGCUGCUGCGCCCGGCACUGGGUGGCACCUACGUGCAGCGGGAGAACCUCUACAAGUACUUCUAUGCCAUCUCCAACAUCGAGGUCAUUGGCAGGUGCAAGUGCAACCUGCACGCCAACCUGUGCUCCACGCAUGAGGGCAGCCUGCAGUGCGAGUGCGAGCACAACACCACCGGCCCCGACUGUGGCAAGUGCAAGAAGAACUUCCGCACCCGCUCCUGGCGGGCCGGCUCCUACCUGCCGCUGCCCCACGGCUCCCCCAAUGCCUGUGCAGCAGCAGGCUCCGCCUUUGGCAAGUGGACCAGGCCAUCUACGGCUGCCCCCCUCUUGGAGAGCCCCCUCUGGCCCCAGGUGUCCUCCGGUGCGGAAGCUGCGGGCACCGCUGCCGCUGCCCCUGCCCCUCCCAAGGGCUCCAAACUUUUCCAGCUCAAGCCCAAAUCUCCUCAAGUGAUGCCUAUUGAAGAAUUCCAAGACUGCGAGUGCUAUGGCCACUCUAACCGCUGCAGCUACAUUGACUUCCUGAAUGUGGUGACCUGUGUCAGCUGCAAGCACAACACACGCGGCCAGCACUGCCAGCACUGCCGCCUGGGCUACUACCGCAACGGCUCGGCUGAGCUGGACGACGAGAACGUCUGCAUCGAGUGUAACUGCAACCAGAUCGGCUCCGUGCACGACCGGUGCAACGAGACCGGCUUCUGCGAGUGCCGCGAGGGCGCGGCGGGGCCCAAGUGCGACGACUGCCUCCCCACGCACUACUGGCGCCAGGGCUGCUACCCCAACGUGUGCGACGACGACCAGCUGCUCUGCCAGAACGGCGGCACCUGCGUGCAGAACCAGCGCUGUGCCUGCCCGCGCGGCUACACCGGCCUGCGCUGCGAGCAGCCCCGCUGCGACCGCGCCGCCGACGGGGGCGGCCUGGACUGCGACCGCGCGCCCGGGACCGCCCCGCGCCCCGCCACCCUGCUCGCCUGCCUGCUGCUGCUGGGGCUGGCCGCCCGCCUGGGCUGCUGA
Messenger RNA from Cynocephalus volans (Philippine flying lemur), 1773 nucleotides. RefSeq names its product netrin G2 (gene NTNG2). Gene Ontology annotation, cellular component: basement membrane. The record is from RefSeq and is a predicted model, not a curated record. NCBI's taxonomy places the organism in Eukaryota, Metazoa, Chordata, Mammalia, Dermoptera, Cynocephalidae. The transcript is spliced from 9 exons. Gene Ontology annotation, biological process: animal organ morphogenesis; tissue development; substrate adhesion-dependent cell spreading. The coding region runs from base 1 to 1773 and encodes 590 amino acids.